Drosophila albomicans is the source of this 5290-nucleotide messenger RNA. RefSeq lists its product as uncharacterized. Gene Ontology annotation, biological process: regulation of DNA-templated transcription. Bases 414 to 2780 code for a protein of 788 amino acids. NCBI's taxonomy places the organism in Eukaryota, Metazoa, Arthropoda, Insecta, Diptera, Drosophilidae. The transcript is spliced from 4 exons. Gene Ontology annotation, molecular function: RNA polymerase II cis-regulatory region sequence-specific DNA binding; DNA-binding transcription factor activity, RNA polymerase II-specific. The record is from RefSeq and is a predicted model, not a curated record.
ACAUUUAAUUAAUAUAUUAAAGUCUAUGCAGUAUUUACAAAAUGAACAAAUUCGUAUUAUUGUGACAGUGUGUGGGGAUGUGAAGCUUACCAGUCCCAAUUGAACAAUGAGGCAAAGCAAAGAAGUCUCUAUUUAAAUAUUUGUUAAAAUUCAUUUUGUUGUCUGUUUGGUGCGCUACAUACAUACGUUCAUGUGUAUGUAUGUAUGUACACAUUUGUAUUUAUAUCAUCAAGGAAGGCACCGAUACCCCGAUACUACGAUAUCGAUAAGCAAACGUAGCUUAGCACGCAUCUCUAAACGAAACUAAUUCGGCGACAAUUUUUUUUUUUUGUUAAUUGGGGAGAGGAAAAAUAUCACCUAAAAUUCAAUCAGUGCAAGAUUUCUAGCAAAAGUGGGAGCGUGGUGGGAGCACAAUGAGUGUGUUGGCAUAUCCACGUACAAAUGAUGAGGAGAUUUUUCGACAGUGCACAAAGGAUUGUGGCGUUGUGACGGCCACGGAGGACUUUCAGUAUUUCGCCUUGCGCUGCAUUUUCUGCAGCGAGAAGUUUCUCUACUUCGAUGCAUUCAUCGGUCACAUGCAAACUGUGCAUCUCGAAGAUGCAGCCCAUCGCAGCAACAGCAGCUCUGGCUACAGACUGGGCCUGGGGUUGGGAUUGGGCUUGGGCCAACCUAUGUCCAUAGGCCUAGACGAUGCUGAUGGUGAUGGCGACGACGUUGAUGACGGCAGCGGCGUAGGAGGGCGACUUGGUUAUGGCAAUGGAAGCAGCUUAUUGCAACAGUUUGAUGAGAUUGAAGACUUGACCGAUGCGGACACUGCGCUGCUCGAGCCACAAAUGGUCAUCAAACAGGAGCUGCAAGAGCUAGACAGCAGCGACAAUGAUAACGACCACGAUAAUGACAACGAGAACGAUGAUGAUGCCGUAAAUGACGAUAAUCUACUGCCCGCCGAUGACACUGAUAAUGUGGACGACGACAGCGAAGCAAUUCUGCCCGAGAGUGAUCUCUCAAGGGCCAACAUCAGAUCCCGCAUGAAAUUGGCUGGACCACCGCCAUACCUGGGACGGCACGGCAGUGGCUCCAAUGUGGUCGAUGUGAAAAACGAGCCGCUAACAGCCGACGGCGAUGAUUCGAUGGAUGAAUAUGAUCAUAACUAUUUGAAUGACAAUUCAAAUGAGUAUCCUGACUACAAUCCCAGCAGCUAUAAUGCAGGACAUGGCAACAACAGUGCAGCUGGUGGCGAAUCUGAUUUUCUCAGCUAUGAUGAAAUGGUGGAGGAAUCUCUGUUAGGCCGCGAUCGGGAGCUGACCAUGCACAUCAAGGAUCGCAAGAUGAUACAAUUCCUGAUACACUCUUACAAGCGCAAUCCCUUUCUGUGGGAUCACAGUCAUGCCCAGUUCCGGGAUCGCGUGAAACGCGCUCGCUUCCUCGACUGGAUUGUGCUCGAGUUUAAGAAUCGCUUUAACAUCUCACUGGCCAAGGAUGCGAUCACAAGGAAAUGGGACAAUCUGCGCACUGUUUACAAGCGCGAAUGCAAUCGCAUGGCUCUCGAGAAGACGAACAUCAGCACUCUCUGGUAUUUCAAGGAGCUGCAUUUUCUUAACGAACUUUACAGUUACAACUCGAAAAUGUCCGACGCCGUUGUCAAGGAAACCUCAUACAGACGACGCUUUUCGGCCAUAUGGAACGAUACCUCUACCGCCAAACUGCUCGUUAUGGUUAAGCGCUAUCAGUGCUUCUACAAUCGCUUCGAUCCCGACUAUCGUAGCAAGGAGCGACGCGGCGAGGGGCUGCAACAAAUGGCUAUGGAAUUGCAGCAGCUCAUCGAUGUGACCACCAUACAAAUCUCGAAACGUAUCUCUCAGUUGCGCUUUGAUUACUCCAAACAGAAGAUGGAACGUUUGAACGCCGAACGCAUGGGUCGAAAAUUUAUACCGAAUUACAUUUACUACGAUCAAAUGCACUUCAUGGACGAUGACAUUCCGCCAUUCAAGUGCGAACAUUGCGGCGAAAUAGUGCAAACGUUGCGGGAACUCGAUCUGCAUAUGCUCAGCCAUCAGCCAAGUCUGGGCGGCAGUUACUAUUGCAAUGUGUGCAGCAUUCAGUUCAACACUGGCGAAGAGUUUGAGAACCAUAAGCAACUGCAUUUAGGCGCGGGCAACGAAGUCAAAUAUAAUUGCGAGUUGUGCACGGCCAGUUUUCGCGAGAAGUCCAAUUACGAUGAGCAUUUGAGACGCCACAACGAUGAGCUAUUCCUGCCCACAUUGGCACUGAAUCACAGUAUACUCGAUAGCGGUAGCGGCGAUGCAGAUGCUGCUGGCGGCGGAGCUACUGAUGUUUCCCUGGUGGGCGACGACGACGAACUAUUCGCCGGGGAUGGAUCGAAGCCAUUCCCCUGCGAGGUUUGUCAUCGCACGUUUGCAUCGCCGGGACACUUAAAUGCGCAUCGGGUGGUGCAUCAGGAUGAGCGAGAGCGAUGCUACAAAUGCGAUUAUCCGCAAUGUAGUAAAUCGUUUGUCUCGCGUCACAGUCUCUUCGAUCACUUGAAGCAACACUACAGCAACGAGGAGUUCAAGUGCGACAUCUGCGGCAAGAGCUUCAAGUCUACCAAGAAUCUACAGAAUCACAAACAGAUACACGACAAGGUCAAGCGCUACGUUUGCCAAAUAUGCGGCUCGGCAUUCGCCCAAGCCGCUGGCCUCUACCUGCACAAGCGUCGUCACAAUCGUCCCAAUGGCAGCACCGGCGCCGUCGGUGGUCGCUCCAGUCGCACCACACUGUGAGCCAGCCACCCGCUGAUAUAUAGUAAAGAAGAUCAAUCAACAGAUCUAAGUUAUUGCAGCUAUGCAUUUCCCCCACCCCUAAGAAAUGAAUGACACAUCCACAAGCUAUGUUUAUAUUUUUUUUAACGAUUAUUAUAAGUUGUAUUUGAGUUGUAUACAUUUCACACAGCUGUACUUAAGCUUCUAAGUAUUUUACAAUCAAACUAAAAUUGUCCGUAACUAAGCCAAGAACUUUAAUAUGUAGAUAUAAACAUUACACAUACGCACUAUAUUUACUGAUUAUUGUAUUCGUGAAUGCAAUAUAUGUAAAAACAAAAAGAAAAGAAAAGAUCUGCCGUCUUGCUCGCACAGCAGCUGAACGUCUCAAUUUGGUGGCAAAAAAAGGAAAGACAAAAACGAAAGAGAUGAAAAGCGUAACUUUAGUUAACAAUUUAGAUUAUUAUUAUGAGUUUAAAGACAAAACAAAACAGAAUAAUACCCCCCAAAAUGUGCUUCACUGACAUUGAGGCAAACACACACAUUCCAAUUCCACAACACUAGUUAAAUGAUUAAUAAGUGUCAAAAGAAAACGAAACAAGUAUUUCUUACAAGUAUUCUCUAUUGUACAACUACAAACUACGAAAGAAACAAAAACAAAUAUGUAUGCAUAUUAAUUAUAUAUUUAUUUAAAUACGCAAAGUGCGAAGUUGUAACGCGAAUCAUGCGCAGGGCCAUUAAAAUGAAAUAACAAACAAUAAUAAUUAUAUUAAUUAUAAUAACAAGAGUAACAGCGCAACAGGAAGAAUAUCAAGAAGAGUUGCUAAGCUCUGCACUUUGAAUAACAAUAACACAACUGUAAAACAUACACAACAACAAAACACACAUCAAUGUUAGAUUUAAUUUACAAAUAACAUAAACGACUGAAUCUGAAAAAUACAUUUACUUACACACAAACACAACAAACACAUACAAACAGCUAUAAAUGAUAAAUAGUAUAAACAUGAAACCUUCCUUCACGAGUGCGGCAGCCUUGUUAAACCAAUUGCUUCUAUAGCAUCUAAUUCAACUAUAAUUACUAGAUGAUAAAAUGUAAACAUAGUACUAGGGCUGAUUUGUAAUCUAAUUCAUUUUGUUUUGUUCAUUUAUUGUACUUAUUAUUGCAUCACUGAAUAUACUAAAUGCCUGUUAUUGUAUGUAGAGCUACUUUCUGGAAUUUAUGAAAGAAUAUUGCCAAGCAGGAAGUGGCUGCAAAUCAUCAUAUCGAAAUGCAACAAAUCUUCUCUUGCUCUCAUAUUCAAUAGUUUUCCGCAAAGCUUUUUGCAUUUCAAAAUCCAUUGAUCGUUACCGUUUCCGUUAAUGUACAUAAAUAAUUUUGAGAUGUGCACAUUUGUUGCCUGCUCUUCGCCAAUCGAUGUCGAUAAACAGAUAUGAAUGAAUGCAAAAAGAGAGUAGGAGAGCGUAAACACAUACCCACAUAUACAAAUACACCACAUACAAUGUAUAAGUUCAUCAUUAUGAAGAAUGAUGGAUAUUUUUGAUAAGCAAACAAAUUCACCUUAGUUGUAAGUUCAUUUAGCACAAUUGUCAACAAAAAGUAAAAGCUACGGCAGCAUAUAAAUAUACAACACUUACAUAUACACACAAGCACAUGUAAAUGACUGCAGCAGCUCCAUACUAAACUUAAGUAUUUGAUUACAUUUCGCUUACUCAUUAUGCUUUAAGAACUUAACUUAACACACACACAUACACAUACACAUAUACACGCAAGUGGUGAACUUAUCGUGCGUGUGUGCAUGUGUGUUUGAUAGAAAACUUGUGUAUUUCGUUGUAUUGAAUUCUUGUUUUCAACAAUAACAAACAAUUGUGAAAUAGUUAACAGCAGAUCUAAGAAACAAAUUUAUACAUGAAAAUAUAAUCGCAUCAAAUUCGUCGUAAGAGGCCGUAACAAAGUGCGCUUCCGUAAGCUACUAAUAAAGAAAACACCCUAUAAACAAAACAAAUCUAAACAAAAAAGCAAAUACAAAAUUUGCAUAAAUUAAUAUUAAUAUAGCAUACAUACUAUGUAUAUUAAUAAAAGAAGAAGGUAAAAUCGAACAAACAAACAAUUGCAAUAUGAAAACAAGAAUGAGAAGCUAUCUUCGGCACGCCGAAUAUUCAAUACCCUUGCAGAAUGAAAACAAUUCUAUAUAUAAUUUCAACUAAAAGAAAAUCUCAAGAUCGAUCAGUAUUUAAAUUCCAAGCAACUCGAUCAUUUCUAUAUGUUAAAGUAGUCCGAUUUUAUACAAACUAAACUAAUACGAAUAAUUUGUAGUAUUAAAAACAAAUUUAGUAAUUAACCGCAAUCAUUCCCUUGGCAAGUAUGUGCUAUGAAAAUAGACAAAUCUGGGCACAGUUGGCAUAGAUAUAUUGUAACUUGCAACUAGCGAGGGUAUAAAAAGCGCGCACAGAGAUUAUCAUUAGAGCCGAACUCUACCACAUGUAAAUUUCAAUAAAAUAAAAAGAAAAUAAAUCUACAAUUUUAUUUAAUCACU